AUGGAGUGGUUAACGAGCGCCGAGGGCCUGAAUGCCCGUCAGGAGUUGGAGGCGUCCGUUCGUGAGCACCACCCUAACUUGCGUGAUGAGGAGGUCGACCUCAUUGUGGACGGUCGUCUACUACGCAUGGUUCGGGAGCGCGCUGCGGAGCAAGCACCUGCGAGCGGCCAGCAAGGAGGAACCGGUGAAGGAGGAGCUAGGCACGAGGCUCCAACGGCCGUGGGCAUUGGAGGAGGAGCUGUUGCACCGACCAUUGAUACGGGAAUGAUCGGGACGAGCUACGGCCAAUUCAAGUUUGGAGUAGAGCAUAUAUCCAUGACGCCGCUGCUGGAGGGAAGGCACGACCUCACCGCGUGGGUCAGCGCCAUCCGACCUCAGCUCCAAUGCGCUGAUUUGUGGCAGUUUUGCAACGGGACAGCACCAAGCCCGACCCCGAAUAACCCUUUGCAACGAAGGCAGUACGCAAAGGGUCAAAUGCUUGCAUUCAUGGUGCUGAAUCGUUGUGUUUCUCCACCCAUCCGAAUGUCUAUUGCCGGUUUCUCUCAGCAAGAGAAAGCCGGGCAGAUGGCAUGGGCAUACAUCUUGUCUACCUAUCAAGCUCGUGAUGCCCUCCACGCUUCCCUACUUCAGACCCAGCUAGCCCAACUCAGGAAGGGAGAUGAUGAGACGGCGGAAUCCUACUGCACUAGGGCCCGCACCAUCCGAGUGGAGCUGCUGACCAUUGGACAGGAGGUCCACAUGGCCACGUUUGCCGCUCACGUGCUGAAGGGCCUGCCAUCAGAGUACGGGUUCCUUCGCCGCAAGCUUGACAUCUCCAGCCCCGACAUGACGGUGGAACGUGUGUGCAGCGAGGUGUUGAUGGAGGAGCAGACUCUCUCCAUCGAACAGAGCUACAAGCAGAUCACCAGUGAUGCAUCUGCUUUCUCGGGCGCCGUCAACACGAUCGUGGCUACAACGGGGGUCAACGGGAAGGAGGGAAAAGGAGGGAAGGAGCAGACGGACAAGAAGAAGGAUGGCAAGCGGGAGAAGAAGCGAGGCCCCUUCAAGGGGCGCUGCUACAACUGCAAUGAGGAGGGGCACAUGGCUGCCAAGUGCCCCAACAAGAAGAAGGAUGCAACGCCCGCGGCAGCCGCGAACGUUGCUGAAGGAGACGGGAAGGGCGUGGCGCUCACCGUCGCGUGUUCGGCUGCAAAGCUGCUGGUCAACGACAAGGACCUGUGGUUCCUUGACUCGGGAUGCUCCCAACACAUGUCCGGCAGCAAGGAGUGGUUCACGAUGAUCCGUGAUCCAUCUGCAACAAAAUCCGUCAAAGGGUUUGAUGGUUCAAUGCAGGAAGUCGCCGGUGUUGGAAUGAAGGCCAACUUGGUCUCCCCUGGGCAGCUCUUGGACAAUGGAGCAAAGAUGCAAACCAAGGAAGGUGUCACUUGCAUCAUCGCACCAGGAGGUCAAGUGGCUGCAACGGCACGAUACCGCCAUCGCCUUCAUUGCCUUGACCUGAAACCGGGGCCAGCAAGGAACGGUGCAACGGCUGCAGCAUGCAACGGUACGACGGCUGCAGCGGCAUGCAACAAUAUGGCGGCUGGAGCGGCGAGCAACGGCACAGGGGCUGCAUCGGCAUGCAACGGCACGGCGAAGGAGAUUGCUGAUGUGGCGUCAAGCAAGCCGGAAACUAAGGAUGGAGCGGCCAGCCUCAAGACGUAUGCGGUGGGCUCCAAGGCAACGCCCAACCUGUGGCACGCUCGCCUUGGACACGUCCACUUCGAUGCGGUGAAGCGGACAGCCAUGAGCGGUGGCGUGUUCGGUAUGGACCUGGAGAAAGGAGCAAGGCACCUACUGCCCCUCCUCCUCUUGGUCCACCCUCCGUUACUAAUUCGGCGCCCGUGGGACCAGAGGAUGGUUCCCUUGAGGACGGAGGCGACACGGCUGAUCUUGAGGAGGAAGGAGAGGUAG
Molecule: messenger RNA, 1950 nt
Organism: Closterium sp. Yama58-4
Lineage: Eukaryota; Viridiplantae; Streptophyta; Zygnematophyceae; Desmidiales; Closteriaceae
Source: the annotation of a GenBank genome assembly